This is a messenger RNA of Prunus dulcis (almond), 1610 nucleotides long. Its product is annotated as aspartyl protease family protein 2. Lineage: Eukaryota; Viridiplantae; Streptophyta; Magnoliopsida; Rosales; Rosaceae. The record is from RefSeq and is a predicted model, not a curated record. Gene Ontology annotation, molecular function: aspartic-type endopeptidase activity. The coding region runs from base 134 to 1477 and encodes 447 amino acids. Gene Ontology annotation, biological process: proteolysis. The transcript has a single exon.
UACAGAAAUACGUUAAUACUAACACACAGACCGUACGGCCUUUUCAGAAGCCCACUACGCUUCACUCCCUGUCCUCACUCUCAUUGACUACUCAUUUCCUCUCCUUUCCCCCUCUCUCUCUGCGCCCACAGCAAUGGUGUCACUAUUGUCUUUCUUCUUCGUCUUCUUCACCUUCACGAACCUCUGCAACUCCCAACAACCCACCACCACCAAAGAUUACCUCCAGCUCCCACUUCUCCACAAGCAGCCCUUCUCUUCGCCCUCACAAGCCCUCUCCCACGACACUCACCGCCUCUCCCUCCUCCACGCUCGCCGCCACGACAUCAAAUCCCCCGUCGUUUCCGGCGCCUCCACCGGCUCCGGCCAGUACUUCGUAGAUCUCCGCCUCGGCACCCCACCCCAGAGCCUCCUUCUCGUUGCAGAUACGGGCAGUGAUCUGGUAUGGCUCACCUGCUCCGCCUGCACCAACUGCUCCAAUCGCGACCCCGGUUCGGCUUUCCUCGCCCGCCACUCCUCCACAUUUUCCCCCUACCACUGCUACGACUCCGCCUGCACACUCGUCCCCCAACCCGACCCGAGUCCAUGCAACCGCACCCGCCUCCACAGCCCUUGUCGUUACGAGUACACCUACUCCGACGGAUCCCUAACGGCCGGGUUCUUCUCCAGAGAAACGACGACGUUGAAAACCAGCGCCGGGAGAGAAACCCAGCUUCCAAACUUAUCGUUCGGGUGCGGGUUUCGGGUCUCGGGUCCGAGUGUCACCGGUCCGAGCUUCAAUGGGGCACAAGGAGUUAUGGGCCUCGGACGUGGGCCCAUCUCGUUCGCGUCUCAACUGGGCCGCCGGUUCGGGAACAAGUUCUCGUACUGUCUCAUGGACUACACCCUAUCCCCGCCUCCGACGAGCUACCUGAGAAUCGGCCGAGGCGUCCCCCACGACGUCGUUUCGAAAAUUCGCUUCACCCCCAUGCUAGUGAACCCUCUCUCCCCCACAUUUUACUACAUUGGGAUCAAGAGUGCAUCCGUCAACGGCCUUAAAUUACCUAUUCACCCCUCCGUCUGGUCCCUCGACCGGGCCGGUACUGGCGGCACCGUCAUCGACUCGGGAACCACGCUAACCUUUUUGCCCGAGACGGCUUACCGCGUCAUCCUGGCGGCGUUUAAGCGGAGCUUGAGACUCCUUGCGAAGCCAGCCAAGCCGACUCCGGGCUUCGAUCUUUGCAUCAACGUGUCGGGCGUGGCCAGGCCGAGUCUACCCAGGCUGAGUUUCAGACUCGUCGGGAACGCGUUGUUCGCUCCGCCGCCGAGUAGCUACUUCAUAGACACGGCGGAGCAGGUCAAGUGCUUGGCGAUCCGGCCCGUGGAUUCCGGGUCGGGUUUUGGGGUAAUAGGGAAUCUGAUGCAACAAGGGUUCCUGUUCGAGUUUGACAGGGACAAGUCGCGGCUCGGUUUUUCACGUCAUGGCUGUGCGCGACCGUGACAACGAAACGAGUCCGAGGCAUGACUCGGGGCUGAGUCCAAACUCAUUUUGUUUUCCUCUUCUUUUUAUUUUUUUUCCACUUUGAUUUUAAUAAUUAAUUGUUUCUACAUACAGAGUGAAAUUAUUUUUGACA